Molecule: messenger RNA, 936 nt
Organism: Elephantulus edwardii (Cape elephant shrew)
Lineage: Eukaryota; Metazoa; Chordata; Mammalia; Macroscelidea; Macroscelididae
Product: olfactory receptor 4C15-like
Exons: 1
Coding region: 1-936 (311 amino acids)
Biological process (GO): G protein-coupled receptor signaling pathway
Cellular component (GO): membrane
Molecular function (GO): olfactory receptor activity; G protein-coupled receptor activity
Source: RefSeq, a predicted model, not a curated record
AUGCAAAACCAAAGCUUUGUAACGGAGUUCAUCCUUUUGGGACUGUCACAGAAUCCAAAUGUUCAGAAAAUAAUAUUUGCUAUAUUUUUGUUUGGCUACGUUGCAACUGUUGGGGGCAAUUUGUUAAUUGUUGUGACUAUUGUCAGCAGCCCCACACUUCUGGGCUCCCCCAUGUAUUUCUUUCUGGCGUUCCUGUCUUUCCUGGAUGCAUGCUUUUCUUCUGUCAUUGCCCCCAAAACAAUUGUAGAUUCCCUCUAUGAGAAGAAAACCAUCUCCUUCGGAGGCUGCUUUACUCAGCUCUUCACUGAACACUUCUUCGCAGGAGUGGAGAUUAUUGUGCUCUCCGUCAUGGCUUUUGACCGCUAUGUGGCUAUUUGCAAGCCUUUGCACUACUCCUCGAUCAUGAACUGGAGACUCUGCGGCAUUUUGAUGGGAGUAGCUUGGAUAGGAGGCUUACUCCACUCUGUGAUACUAAUUCUCUGUACAAUCUGGCUGCCCUUCUGUGGCCCCAAUAUCAUCGAUCAUUUUAUAUGUGAUUUAUUCCCAUUGCUGGAGCUUGCCUGCACUGACACUCAUGCUCUUGGUCUGUUUUUGGUUAUUAAUAGUGGGCUGAUCUGCAUUUUAAAUUUCUCCUUGUUGCUUAUGUCCUAUUACGUCAUCUUACGCUCUCUCAGGUCUCACAGCUCUGAAGGCCGGCGGAAAGCUCUCUCCACUUGUGGGUCUCACAUUACUGUCGUGGUUUUAUUUUUUGUCCCGUGCAUAUUUGAAUAUGCACGACCACCAUCUUCUUUCUCCUUUGACAAGAUGGUAGCUAUAUUUUAUACUAUACUAACUCCACUGCUCAACCCUUUUAUUUACACUUUUAGAAAUAAGGAGGUGAAGAAUGCCAUGAGGAAGUUGUGUACCAAGUUUUGGCUGGUUUCUAAGGAAAAAUAA